Daktulosphaira vitifoliae (grape phylloxera) is the source of this 525-nucleotide messenger RNA. RefSeq lists its product as uncharacterized. The annotation marks the transcript as partial. The record is from RefSeq and is a predicted model, not a curated record. NCBI's taxonomy places the organism in Eukaryota, Metazoa, Arthropoda, Insecta, Hemiptera, Phylloxeridae. The transcript is spliced from 2 exons.
GUUCAAAAGAUACACCGUAAGUAUUACAAUUAUUAUUCAGUAAAAUACUAAUAUGAAAAGAGAAAAUAUAUUAGUAGAGUGUUAAUAUAAGUGUAAUAUUUUAGAUCUCGUAAAGUAUGGUGUGGAUUAUAAUAUAGCUAUUGGAAAUCAUGCUGAUUCGAGAGCUAUGUCAACGACUGAAAAUGUAAAUGUUGUGGAGAGAAUGCAGGCAGGUCCCAGUGCAAUUAGUCCUAAACGUCGCAAACAAUGUAACACCGACAAUACGAUUAAAUGCAAACGGGUAAAGGUGAAACGAUUACAGGACAUUACGACGAGCGGUUUUCAUAAAACGGGUGAAUCAUUAAAUAGUCAAAUUUUAUGGUUUUACAAAAAGAAUAUUGAAAAUGUAGUCGGGUAUCAAUCGUUUUUGUCGGCAACAAGAGACGAUUUAGUUGAAAAAUUACGCGACUGUCUUAAAGUAAUGGGUUCGAUAAAAUUCAACUUAAAACUGGAGGCGACUUAUAUUGUGCCAAAUAAUGAAACCAA